Molecule: messenger RNA, 4026 nt
Organism: Coprinopsis cinerea okayama7#130
Lineage: Eukaryota; Fungi; Basidiomycota; Agaricomycetes; Agaricales; Psathyrellaceae
Exons: 7
Coding region: 1-4026 (1341 amino acids)
Biological process (GO): chromatin remodeling; regulation of transcription by RNA polymerase II
Cellular component (GO): nucleus; nuclear chromosome
Molecular function (GO): transcription coregulator activity
Source: RefSeq, a predicted model, not a curated record
AUGCCCAACCAAGGCAAUAUGCAGGCGAUGCCCGGUCAGCAAGGUCAACAAGUCGCCCCUCGUCCCCAAGGUCCUCAAGGAAUGCAACCCGGUAUGGGUCUCGGCGGUAUAGCGCCCUCUCUCUCUGCUGGUUCCUCGACAUCUGGCUUGGACGGACUCGUGGGAACACCCUCCAAUUCUGGUGGACUAAUGGCUGGCGGGUUGGGCAAUAUGGGCAUGGGAGGUGGAAACAUAAUGGGCGGAGGUGCGAACACCAUGGGCAACAACGCCAACCUCAACAUGAAUAACCUUGCGCUCGGCAAUAACAUCGUCUCUGGAGGUCUACCGGGAACGCCUCCCAUUCCCAGCGGAGGAGUUGGGGGUGGAAAUGUUGGGCUGAACGCGAUGCCGAACAUGGGUCUGAAUGCGGUUGUUGGAGGUGGUACACCGACGAUGACGCCUGGUGUUCUGGGUGGUGGACCAGCUGGUUCGCCUAUCGUGGGUCAGACUCCCGUUCCUGCCUCUACAGCAACACCACCGAUCGUUGCGCCUGUGAAUUCAACUGGUCUGCCUAUCCCUCCAGCGCCUCCCUCUGUUGCGUCAUCCUCUGGCACUGUCCCACCUACGGCACCUAUCGGUCCAGCUGGAAUGCACCAACAAGUCAUCCCCCAGCUCCCUCCUCUCCCUACUAGCGUCAACCUCAACCCCAACAUCACACGCGUCACACCUGUCCCUCUCCAAAGUUCACUCACACUCAUCCCUCCCCUCUCCCAAGAAGAUAUCACCAAUAUCCAAGAAUGGAUGGCGAAGGACAAGAACUACGAGGAGGUGAUUCUGCGCAAGGCGAAGGAGAGGAUGACUGAGGAGAUUAGGGAUGUAUUUGGGUCCCAUAACCCGGCGAUGCAUAUGGGUAUGAGGGUUGGAAAGAACCAGGGAUGGUGGGAGAAGGGCUUUGCGAUGAGCAUAAGAGGCCUGAAACCGCUUUACGAUCCCGAAGCGUGCCCCAAGGACGAGGAUGUUGUCGCUGCUAUCAAGGAGGAAGAGGAGAAGGCGAAAGCUUCUACGAACGAGGAAGGCGGAUCGGCGAAGCCUUCGGACGAUGCGAAUGCCCAACAGCAACAACAGAAACCGGACAUCAAGCCUCCGAUGACGACUUCGCUCCGGCAGCUACCGUACACCAAGGAGUGGUUCUGGAGCAGUCAGAGCCGGUAUAGGAAGCUGCCUGUCUUCAACAACAUCAGGGGCGGUGGCUGGACGUAUAUUAACGCGGAGCCAUUCGAUGUGCGGUAUCCACCUCGGCCUGGAAGAACUCAGCAUACCUCUAGAGCAGGGAAGAAGGGUAUCAAGAGGGAGGGGUUGAAGAUUCCGCGACGACUCCCACCGGAAGAAGCGAACAAGCCUGAACAACUCAUCCCGAUUCGACUCGAGUUUGAUGUUGAGCAUCAUAGGAUGCGGGACACCUUUGUCUGGAACAUGAACGACCCCGUCGUCACACCUGAACACUUUGCCCAAUCCCUCGUCGAAGACUACGGCCUCCCACCCUCCUACCAUGGCGUCAUCUCCAAGUCCAUCCACGACCAGAUCAACGACUUCAAAGCCCAUUCGUUCCUCUUCGACGGCGGCGUCGUGUCCGGAGACGGCGACACCUCUACGGAGCUUGUUCGUGUUAAACCAGUCAAGGCCGACAACGACGACGACAAGGACGUCAUCAUCCGUGGUAAGCUGGAUAAGGAGAGCGCAGAGUGGUGGAGGAACUGGAGGAGGAAGGUGAGGAUGAUGCGAGAGGGAAGGACUAGUUCGAGGAAGAAGGCUGGCAAGAGGAGGAAGGUUGAGGGUGGUGUGCGGGUUAAGAAGGAGAAGAAUGGGGAUGAGGCUGACGUCGAGGACGAGAGUGAUCUUGAGGAGAAAGAGGAUGUUGAUGAGGAGGGAACUGGAUCGGAGAAGGAGAAAGCGGGUGUCAAGGUCGAGGACGAGGUUCCGUUGGCUAUCCACGAGAUUCCGUUCGACGACAAUGCGACACAUGAGGAGAUGAGGAUUCUCAUCAAGCUUGAUAUCAUUGUCGGUUCCAUGAAACUUGAUGACCAGUUCGAGUGGGAUUUGGAGAGCUCGGAAGUGACCCCGGAAGAGUUUGCUGAAGUCUAUGCCAGGGAUCUGGGUCUUGGUGGAGAGUUCAAGACCGCCAUCGCUCAUUCGAUCCGAGAGCAAAUACAGACGUAUCAAAAGUCACUCUUCCUCGUUGGUCAUCUCACAGACGGCACCGUCGUACAAGACGAAGAACUCCGCCAAUCGUUCCUCCCAUCCCUUGUCUCUGGCGCGCGCACGUCCAGCGAAGUUUCACAGUACACUCCGACCCUCAACUACCUUUCCGACGGCGAAAUCGAGCGCACUGAGAAGGAGCGCGACAAGGAUCUUACUAAACGUCGCAAGCGCAACACUCGAGGUCGUAGGGGUGUCGCUCUUCCUGAUCGUGAACCUAUUAGGACGUACAGGACACCGGCCAUUGGGUUCCCCGAGUUGGAUCCUGCCACUAUGGCACUGGCUGUUGCUAACGCUGCACCAACAAGUAGCCGACGUGCAGCUGCCGCUGCUGCCUCGCUGACCAUCGCCAACAUGGUGGCUAGCGAGAACAGCAACUCGAACUAUUCGCCGCCGCUCAUGAACGCACCUCUACCCUCUGUCACUCAAACUGCCUCAAGUCAAUCUGCUGCUGCAGCUGCCAACGCUAACGCCAAUGCGAACAAGGAGAAGAAGGUCAAGGGAUUUUUCAAGGCGCCUUCGUUCCCUUCGUCGGUGUUGAAACCUCGUGCGCAAGUGGUUGCACCUACACCAAGCACGGCAGUCGACGUCUCUUCACUUCCCGCUCCCCUCGAAAACGACCCCCCAUCCAACCAAUCCAACCCCCAACUCGAAUACCGCGCCAAGCUUCAGUCCAUCCGCCGCGCCAAGGAACUCGAACGAGAAGCCAAAGCGCAAGAGUUCAUCGACGGACAACGGCCCAACUACGUUAAUGGAGUAUGGCAUUGUUCGAACUGCGGCUGCCCUGAGAGUAUUGCUGUGGGAAGGAGGAAGGGUCCGUUGGGAGAUAAGAGCCAGUGUGGUACCUGCGGUAAAUUCUGGCACCGGCAUCGUCGACCGAGACCUGUGGAGUAUAAUCCUGACCCCGAGUACCAUCUCAACGCCUCCUCGUCGAAGGCAGACCAUAGACCGAGCGGGGAUGGCACGCCUAAACCUUCGAGUACUAUUAAUUCGAAGAAGAAGGGUGCUGCCGCUGCGAGGGCUGCUGCGCUGGCUGCGUCUCAACCUCAAACACCAGGGCGAGGAGCGGAUUCAUCGCCGGUUAAACCAAUGGGCAUGGGUAUGCUGGUGGAUGACGAUGACUUGGGUGCGAUGUCUCCUGUCAGUGACGCUUCGAGUGAUGUGGAGAUGCCACUCGUUCAGCAGAGAGCCAAGGUGAAUGGAGCCUCCAGUAACGCUGGGAAGAAGUCGGAGAAGGAGAGAGAGCGGGAACAAAAGGAGAAGGAACAGAGAGAGAGGGAGGCUAAUGAAAAGGAGCAGAGGGAGAAGGAGCGUGAGAAGGAAAAAGAGAAGGAGCACGAAAAGGAGAAAGAGAAGGAAAAGAAGGAGAAAGAAAAGGAGAAAGAUGCGGGCUCUGGGGCUCCCCCUGGGUCUGGUACUCCAGGCGGACGGCCACCCCAGCAACUUUGGCCUCCGGAAUGGUUGACGAAGUGUAUGCACGCCAUGCAGAACAAAUACCCCAACGACAAGUUCGACGUUAUUCUUCGCAAAACCUCUACGAAUCCUGAAUGGCGUAUCAAGUGUCUGGACUGUCCCGGAAAGCUGUAUACCCCCGGUCCAGGAGAGACGCUAAAUAAUUACGAGGUCCAUCUCAAGAAUCGAUUGCACCGUCAACGAGUGAAUGAGCGGUUAUCUGGUAACGCCCCUGCUGCACCCCAGAGUGCGAACGGAAACGGAGGCGCAGCUGCAGGCCCUUCCAAUUCUGGCUCAACCUCUGGUUCUGGCGACCAAACUGCCUCAGCUUCAUCAUGA